Molecule: messenger RNA, 2112 nt
Organism: Spodoptera exigua (beet armyworm)
Lineage: Eukaryota; Metazoa; Arthropoda; Insecta; Lepidoptera; Noctuidae
Source: the annotation of a GenBank genome assembly
AGACAACAUCGCCCAGCUGCCUGUCAAAUUGUCAAUCAAUCAAUUUGUCAAUUUCAACGCUGUUCAAUAGCUAAACUUAGGUUCCAUAGCACUUAAAUAUUUAACUAAAUUAUAUUUUAAUAUAAAUAGAAUGGACAGUGAACUUAAACUGUCUCAUAAAGCCAAAAAACGUAUCAAGGAAGUUAAGAGGAAAGCUAGACCCGAAUUAGCAGACAAGUACCAAUGGACUGCCUUAAAGUAUGCAACAAACUUUGAUGAAUUUCUCAAGUGUAAUGACAAUGUUGACAGAAUAAGUGAAAAUGAAGUGACUCCAGAUGAAUUUAUAGAGAAAUAUGAAAAAAUAUACAAACCAGUAGUUAUAACGAAUGUACAGACAAAUUGGAAGGCAAAUCAUAAAUGGACUUUAGAUAGACUUGCCAAAAAGUAUAGAAACCAGAAAUUUAAAUGCGGGGAAGACAAUGAGGGUUACAGUGUUAAGAUGAAAAUGAAGUAUUACGUAGAGUACAUGAGGACAACGACUGAUGACAGUCCCCUUUAUAUUUUUGAUAGCAGUUUUGGAGAGCAUGUGAGGAGAAAGAAACUUUUGGAAGAUUAUGAUGUCCCUCUAUAUUUUAGGGAUGACUUGUUUAAGUACUGUGGAGAAGAAAGGAGGCCACCAUAUCGCUGGUUUGUUAUGGGGCCACAGCGUUCUGGUACUGGCAUUCAUAUAGAUCCUCUUGGAACAAGUGCCUGGAAUGCUUUGGUGUUUGGUCAUAAAAGAUGGUGCUUAUUCCCAACCCAAACCCCUAGAGAAUUGAUUAAGGUGACCGGAGCUAUGGGAGGAAAACAAAGAGAUGAAGCUGUCACAUGGUUCAAACUUAUUUAUCCUAAGACUCAGCUAGAUACUUGGCCCAAAGAAUUUAAACCAGUGGAAAUUCUUCAAAAACCAGGUGAGACAGUGUUUGUACCUGGUGGGUGGUGGCAUGUUGUUCUCAAUUUGGACGAUACUGUGGCUGUCACUCAAAACUUUUGUAGCCGAACCAAUUUCCCAGUGGUCUGGCAUAAGACUGUGCGUGGUCGCCCUAAACUCUCCAAAAAGUGGAUCAAAGUACUGGAGACCAAAGAACCAGAUUUGUACAAGAUUGCUAGUGGCAUGGACUUGAGUCAGGGCACUGGUGUAGCCUCAGACAGUUCAUCUAACAGUAGUUCUUCCAGUAGCGAUAGUGAUAGCAGCUCUUCAGAAAGUUCAGAAGAAGACAGCGGCCAGGAAAGCAUCACUGCCCAUAAGAAAAAACGAAGAAGAAAAAUGUAAAAGGACCAAAGCGCCUUAUAAUUUGUAUAGGUAAUCAACCGUUCAUAAAAAUGUAAUAUCAAAUAGUCUAUAAUAAUAUCAUAAGUGUAUGUGCUGUUCCAAACUACAUCCAAACCGAAUCCGAUCUGAACCCUUGAAAAUAUGGUCCGAAGUAGCUGUAGAACUAUUUCUAUGGUCAUUAUUUCCAAAUCCUAUCUCGUGUCAUCGUAUUUAUUUACGGCAUUCAAAUAUUUCCAUUUCAUUGUUAUUGGACCGCGGUACUCAUAGCAUCGGUUAAUGCAUCUGAAUGAAAGCUCACGUAAAGAAUUAAAUUAUAAUUAUAAAUCAAUAUUGUAAUAGAUUCAAAAAACGUACAUAAUUAAAACUACCUAUUCUCGCGCGGUUUCACCCGCUGCUGAGAUCCAUUUAAUCGUACCGUGAUGUUUUAGAGCCUAUAGCACUCAGGAACAUUGUAGCUAUCUGUCAGUGAAAGAAGUUUGAAAAUACGAACAGCGGUUCCAAAGAUUACCCCUACAUACAAACUUACACAUUUUACUUCUAUAGUAUUAGUAUGGAUGACCUCAAUCGGUUCGAGGUUUAUUGGUUUGGAUCGAAUUAGUGCAUAAGUAAUAUCCGAAUACUAUUCGAGUCGUCUAAACCAGUAUUUUCACAGUAUCUGAUCGGAUCCGGAUCGGACUUAGUGCGAACCGUUCUAAGCCUGUUUUGUAUUACUAGACUUAAUGACUAAUAAAUUUUUACUUGUUGUUUUCAUAGUGAACAGUAUAUUUCUUUUGUUAAACUGACAAAACAAUUCUUUAUGAAUAAAGUAUUAUGAAACAAUU